CCGGUUGAUCUCAGCAAAGGAAACAAGAACCGUCCGUCCCGUGCGCCACUUGAGAAGGUGGCAGUAAUGUACAUACAGCUGCUUGCCAGCCGCCAUUAAAACCAUAAAGAAGAAGAAGAAGGAGGCGGAGAAGAAAGAAGGACCUUUAAACCGUAGCCUGAGAACAACACAACAGGACGACGGCGAGUUUUCGCUUCGGAGCUGAGCUAUUUUUGGUGACAGUCUCGGUCUCCGGAGAUUUGAAUCAGCUCUAAUCCAAAAUGCCUCUAAAUGAUGAGCAACCCACCUCCACAUCCAGCGGGGAGGACCAAGGCAGUGAUGUGGAGUCCUCGUCGGAGCGCUGCGACAGCAUGACGUUGGCCAGUGACCUGGACUGCUCACGUGAAAGUUUCUCCAGUGACUGCUCCAGUAAACAUUGCACACCCUCCUCAAGCCCACCUAAAACUUUAACUCUGGACGAAGUCAUGGAUGCUGGAAGAGACUUGUUCAACUUGAGUCUUUCCCAUGAAAUUGUUGUGAACCAGAGUUUCCGAAUGGAGCUGAAUACCAUACCCCAAGACAGUUUAGGGAAGAUGGUUAGAGAUAAUCUCCACAAGGCUUUCUGGGACAUCUUGGAGGCUGAGCUGAAUGAUGACCCUCCUGAGUAUGGACAAGCCAUCAAAUUACUGGAGGAGAUCAGAGAGAUCUUACUGUCAUUCCUUAAUCCGGGAGCCAAUCGGAUGCGGACCCAGAUCAUGGAGGUGCUGGACAUGGACCUGAUUCGUCAGCAGGCUGACAACGACGCUGUAGACAUCCAGGGGCUUGCCUCUUACAUAAUCACCACCAUGGGCAAGAUGUGCGCACCACUGAGAGACGAGGAAAUCAAGAAGCUACGAGAAAGCACACUUAACAUAGUGGCACUCUUCAGGGAGAUAUUCCGUGUGUUGGACCUGAUGAAGGCAGACAUUGUCAACAUUACAAUUGAACAACUGCGGCCUGUGCUGCAGAGACACAGUGUUGAGUAUGAGAGGGCAACGUUUCAGAGGAUCCUGGACAAAACACCCAGUGCUUUGGACCACACCACCUCCUGGAUCAAGUCUUCCCUUGAAGAGCUGCAGUCAGCCACCGUACCCAAAGAGCAAGCGAACGGUGAUGGAAAAAGACAGCAAGUGGUGCCUGGGCCCUUUCAGGUCAUCAAUGUUGCCUUCCUCCGUAUCCUCACAGGAGACUUCUUUAAAGGCCCACUGCCUGAGACCUUGGCGACAGAUGAAACCCGCCUGCUGGAGAUUCACUGGCAGCUUCAGCAGUGUCAGGCAGUGAACGAGGUGCUGCUUAUUGUCUAUAGCACCGUUGGAGGGCCUAUCCAGGGCCUUCCCUCCCUGUCUGACCGUCUGAAGAGGAUGAUCAGUGUGUUGCUGGACGGGAUGCACAGACCGGAUUUCAACAUACAAGAGUCACUCGAGGGCAUCAGUGCACAGAUCUGCUGUGAGCUCAACAAGUCUUUAACAGAGAGGAACUAUCCCGCACUCACCCCAGCACUUCAAGCCACCCUCACGGGUCAGAUCUGCAGCAUCACCCAGAAGGACAAUCCCAUCCGCACUCUUGUUGAGGAUCGUGUUCAGCUGUACGUCAUGGCCCUUCUCAGUGACCCCAAAUCCCAGCUCAAACUUGAACAGGUACCAGCUGGCUUGACCGCUAUCAAGCCUGAACUAGCACUGCUGGGAACGAAGUUCGUCUCCCUGGUCAACUACAACAAAAGUGUUUAUGGACCUUUCUAUGCGGACAUCAUCAGGAAGCUGUUGUUCAGCAACAGCCCUCCUGCAGCAGGCUUUCCUCAGGACACAGCUCAGGACUCUGUCACCCACAAUUAAAUAUUUUUCUAUCAGACAGGUCUAAACCUGAGAAGAUGUGUGUGUGUGUAAAUGGUUGUAUUUAUAUAGCGCUUUUACAUGAUAUGUCACAUUCACCCAUUCACUGAUGGCGGAAGCUGCAAGGCACUAACCACAACCCAUCAGGAGCAAUUAGGGGUUAGGUGUCUUGCUCAGGGACACCUCAACAUGAGCUUGACGGGCCAAGGAUCGAACCGGCAACCUUCCAGUUACAAGACAGCCACUCUACCCACUGAGCCAUGCCGUCCAUGUGAGAGAGAGAGAGUGAGAGUGUAAGGGGGGCUCUGUGUAUACUCAAAUGUGUUUGAGCUUUGUCAAACAGGUUUUUAUAAUACAAAGAAGGACAAGGUAUGGGAAGGGAGAAGACAAAAAACAGUAGAUACAUAUAAAGAAAUGAUCUCUUUCUGAACCUUACAGUGAUACCCCAUUUCAUGUAAUUCUCUGUUGUGAAACUCUUAGAGAGAAAAGGGGCAAAACUUUAGUAUGUAUAACACAUACAGCAAGCUUUAUAAAUCAAAAAGGAAGAAACUUCUAUAUAUAGGAAAUUAACAGAGUAGCAUUUCAGAUUCUUUACUUAAAUAAAGUUACUUAUCAUUGUUCAGUACUGAGGUAUAUCUAUAGUUUGUCACAGGGAAAUUAUCAAUAGCAAGUGCCACAUAUGCAGAUAUUAAUGCAAAACAUGAGCGAGCCCUUAAUUCAGUGACUUAGUACUUUGAUUGUCCCUUACCUUUUUUUCUUAAUCUGUCAGAAUAUUUAAUUUUCUGUAUUAUUUUUCAUCCACCCUGGGUUUUGUCUUGUUAAAAAAGUUGUCUGCAUGAGUGUCUUUGUGUUGGGAUUUGGUCAUUUUAGUUUUUACUUGAGUAAUUCUUUGGAAUAUUUGUCACAUGUGUUUUCUGUACUUUGACGUAAUAUCUACUAGUGGAGUAUAAGUUGUAUUGAUUUUGUUGCUAUGCUUGUUACAUUUUAAAGUACUGUAGUUUUUUUUCAGUAUUGCCUAUUAAGUAUGUCGGCUGUCAGAACACGUUGGGAAAGGUGCUGAACUCAAAAGUGAUUUUUGUGUCCAAAAUUUCCAGCGGACCUAUGCUUAUGCACAAAGAAAAGCAGUUGUGUAGUUUUACAAAAGUCUCCAUGAAAAUGCUGAGAAGUUGCUGUUCUUUUCUUCUGUACCACACUUAAUAUAAUAAAACUUCAGAAAGAAAACUAAA
Molecule: messenger RNA, 3073 nt
Organism: Acanthochromis polyacanthus (spiny chromis)
Lineage: Eukaryota; Metazoa; Chordata; Actinopteri; Pomacentridae
Gene: tcp11l2
Product: t-complex 11, testis-specific-like 2
Exons: 10
Coding region: 261-1850 (529 amino acids)
Biological process (GO): signal transduction
Source: RefSeq, a predicted model, not a curated record